AUGAAACUGAUCAACUCGCCUCUGAUUGCGGAAGCUUUAGCUCUCCGAUCGGCUCUUCUCUCUGCAGAAGCAUUAGGGCUCCCAAAGCUCCGAUGUAACUCUGACAACUCAACGCUCAUCAGAGCUAUCAACACCGACACGCAGGUCAAGGAAAUCUAUGGUAUCAUCCAAGAUAUCAAGCUCAUCUCCUCUGCUUUUGUCGCUAUUUCCUUUCAUCAAUUUGCUCGAUCUUUGAAUGUGGAAGCCGACUAUAAUAAAUUACCGCUGUAUAUAUAUGUAGAUCCAUUCUAUACAUUAUCAAAUCAUCCGGCACUUUCAAGCCUGAAAAAAAGCUAUAAAAAGAACAUGGAGAAGCAAAACGACGUUGUGGUAAGAUUAGCAAAACACGUCAUCGAUACCGUCGCUGAAGGCUCCAACCUCGUCUUCUCACCAACGUCAAUCAAUGUUUUGCUCAGCAUCAUUGCCGCUGGUUCGUGUGCCACCACCAAAGAACAAAUCCUCUCCUUCCUCAUGUCACCAUCAACAGAGCACCUCAACACUGUCUUGACAGAGAUAGUAUCGGUUGCCUUAGCCGAUGGCAGCGAGAGAAAUGACUUGAGCUUGUCUACGGCUAAUGGUGCCUGGAUUGACAAAUCUCUACCCUUGAAGCUUUCCUUUAAAGAGCUUUUGGAGAACUCCUACAAGGCUACUUGCAGCCAGGUUGACUUCUUUAACAAGCCUGCGGAUGUAAUUGAUGAAGUGAAUACAUGGUCUGAAGAUCACACCAAUGGACUCAUCAAGCAGAUUCUUUCAAAGGAUUCCAUUGAGGAUAUCCGUCAAAGCACACUAAUACUUGCAAAUGCAGUGUACUUCAAAGGAGCUUGGAGCGAAAAGUUCGAUGCAAGAUUUACAAAAGAUAAUGAUUUUCACCUUCUUGAUGGCACCUCUGUGAAAGUCCCGUUUAUGACCAGCCAUAAGGACCAAUACCUAAGACGCUAUGAUGGUUUCCAAGUUGUGCGCCUCCCUUAUGUAGAGGAUCAACGACAAUUCUCCAUGUACAUUUAUCUUCCUGAUGCUAGCGACGGAUUGCCUACUCUCCUUGAGAAAAUAGGCUCCGAACCAGGAUUUCUUGAUAACCAUAUUCCAGACUACCAAAUAGAAUUGGAUGCUUUUAGAAUUCCAAAGUUUAAGUUUACUUUCGAUUUCAAAGCGUCAGAUGUUUUGGAGGAUAUGGGGUUAACUUGCCCGUUUAUGUCUACUGGAGGCGGUCUAACUGAGAUGGUUGAUUCACCUACUGUCGGUGCGAAGUUGUAUGUCUCAAAAAUUCUUCAUAAAUCUUGCAUUGAGGUGGAUGAAGAGGGAACUGAAGCUGCAGCCGUUUCUGUUGGUGUCAUACGUCCCCAGUGUUUGAGGAAAAAUCCAGAUUUUGUAGCUGACCAUCCAUUUCUUUUUACGGUAAGAGAAGACAAGAGUGGAGUGAUUUUGUUCAUGGGUCAAGUUCUUGAUCCCUCAAAACAUUGAUUCAAUUGCUGGUGGCGUGGAAGAAAACAUUAAGCCAAUAAUAUGUGUUAUUCUAUAUAUUUUGUUGUAUGUAUUAUUUGUGAUGAAAUUGGGUUUGUAAAGCUAGCAACUGAAUUUGCUGGUUCUGUCACUUUUUCUUUAAUAAUAAAGUUGUUUGGUAGUAGAAAAAAUAAAUAACUUCAUCCAGAUGAUCAACUCUAGAGUGUGUAUAAACAGAAAGAGUUUAAUGUUCCGUCGCGUACCACUAAUCUUGUUAGCAUUGUUAACAUGAGGUAUUAACUCUUUUCUUCAAAAUUUGUGAAGGUGAUGUUUAUUGGAAAAACCAUUUACAGAACUGAAGUGAAAAAACCACUAACAAACUACUUCAUUCUCAUACACUUUUGGUUUCCUUUUGAAAAUCGCAAACUAUCGCCUUUUUCUCUUUUGGUAAAUCGAUACAUCCCAAGUUCGAUUUUUUUUUUUUGGUAAAAUUUAAAUUGUUAUCAAAUAUUUGUUUCCAAGUUCGAUUUUUAUUUAGACUAACUAACUCUUCUGUCAUGACACUUAUCCAUUCUUCGUUCUCACUGUUUCUUAUAGCUUUCAAAAAACUGGAUGGAUUACAUAUGCCAACUGCAAAAGUUGUAAUUGACUAUACCUUCAAAACAAACCUGAUAGAAGGCUAAUAUACACGUUUAAGUCUGCUAGAAUACGUAUGAAGCAUGUCCAAAAAUAUAGAUUCUUUUUCAUUACUUAAAUGUUAACAUCAUUCAAUGUUGUGAUGAUGCCAUUAUGCUUCCAUACUUGAUCAGUCCUACACCUACGACAUUCCACACUUUGUCGUCCUCGGUCCUCUGACCGAACAUAACCCUUGUUUCCAACUUUAUAUGUUUCAAACCAUUCUUCAAUAGGAAAACUGUGGAAUGAAAAACAUGUAUCCAUAUCCAUGAAUUUGUGUGAUUCUUUGUGGAAGGCGAAGAGUGAUGUUUGUGAUGGGUUACCUUUUAAGACUUUGCCUGCGGUGUGGUAACUCACCUGUUUUUCUUCUCAUCACUUGGUCAAUAUGUCUUAUUAUACGAGAUUUUUCAAAAGGUUGCACUGAAGUGUUCAAAUCAAGAUUAAUUGGUCAGUCGGUUCGAGUAUUAACAUAAUUUAUCCGUUUCGUGAGACAAUAUAUCGCGUACAACUAGUUGAUUUAUAAGAAGAACUAGAUUUUGACCCGCGUUUGGAAAGCGCGGAUUUUUUGGAUUAUAUUAUAAUACAAAGUCUUAUUAUAUCGAAAAUAUAAUUUUUAACAGUUAUAUAAUCUAUGAAUUAGUUUAUUUGAUAUUUUAUAUGUACAUUUUUACGUAAAUUUCUUUUACGCAUGAGAAUUAUAUCCAGAUCAAAAAAACAAACCGAACCGACCCGGAAAUAUAGGUUUAGUUCAGGUCCAGAGAAAAUAACCUAUUUGAGAUUUUUUUGGAUCCGCAUGUCUUUGUUUAAGUCCGGUUCCUACCCUAGACUCGAUCAUAAAUAUGUUGUGUUUAUUAGGUAUAUUUGGAUAUUUCGAAUAUGUUUUCAGCAUUAUGGAUAUUGUUUUUUGAUUUUUGGUUUACGAUUAUAGUUUUUGAUUUCAGGUAAAUUUUCAAAGUAAAAAAAAAUUGGGUAUUUGGAUAAAAUUUUGGGUAUUUUCAGUUCAGUGACAUAUUUUAAAUAAGAUUUUGAAUUUUUAGGUAUUUGAAUUUUUUUGGCUCUUUGUUUGAAGUUUCAAGUACUUUUCGUGUUUCAGAUAUUUUUCAGAUUUUUUAGAUAUUUCGAAUUUUUUUAGGAUCCUAAAUACCCGAACAGAUGUGGACCCAUUACGUCUAUAUCGGGUCCAACAACCUUUUGAUAUAGAUUUUUAAUGUUAUUGUACAAAAACAUGGUUGAUGAAAUAGUUUUAGAAAACUCAUUUUUAAAUAUGAAAAUAUCUAUCAAACUCUAGAUGGCUGAAAGUGUAGUAUAUAAUAUGAGAUUUUAGUAGGAAAAUUUAUAUAUGAUAUGAUUACGUUAUUAUAAAGAAAAGAAGAAGUUAGAAUGUACACAUAUAUGUCGUGUAACUUCUCUUGCUUUAAAUCAUAUAUUAUAUGAUAAAAUUGAUAAUAUAAAACAUUAGUUUCAAUGUUUUUAUGAUUAAAAAUCAAAAUGGUAAAUAUAGUAAUAGUAAUGAUUAAGAUGUAUGAGUGAUAUUUGAAUAAAUAAAGGAAUUGAAUAAAUUAUUGUUAGAGAAAUACAUGGUAACAUAUUGUUAGUCUAAGUUUAAGGUAAGACCAAAAAAUAAUGAGUUAAAUGAAAGGGUCCAAACAACUUUAUAAGUAGAUUUUUUAAGAUUCCUUCCUUUUUAAUAGUAUUGAUAAUAACAAGUUAUAAAUUGUUUGAAUAUAAUAUUCUUUGUUUCAGACUUCCAGUUGAUUGACUUUGAACCACAAAUCUUUGUUUUCAAUUAGUCAAAUACGAAAAGAAUCCUCUCUGUAUUUCAUUUAUUAUUUUAAAGGCAUCGGCCUCUGUAUUCACUUCAUCAAUUACUUUCUUUUCUUAGAAAAUUGUGAAAGCGAUCUUAUUUAGAAAAUAUUUUUAGAUAAGAUUUUUUUUUUUAUAAAAUGUUAAAUUUAUUGAUCAUCGCAAAAGAAUAGUAUAUAUACAACUAUAAUGAGUUUUUAGAAAUUAUAAAAUGAAAUUUGAAAUAGCCAAAAGACUAAACUGCACUAGCAUGAGCUUCAAACCAACGUAUCAUCAGUCCAUGUAGUUUGGGAUUGAGCACAUAGUUUGUGGAGGAGAUGCGAUUCCUCACAGCCUUGUCAAUUAACCUUGCUAGCUGAUCCACCGAAUUGUUACUGGAGUUGUGUUUCUUUUCAUUUCGCUCACGCCAGAUAAAAUAUAUGGUGGCUUGCAGGAUCAGUCUCAAUAUAAUGAAAGUCAGGCGAUCAUACGAACCCGUAAGAAGCCUAGACAAGGUAAUCGAAAAGUGAUUAAUUGCUAAUUAAAAUAAAAAAUAUUGAUGGAGUUUUAAUACUCAUCCAAUAAAAUUUCAGAAGAGGGCUUUUGAGACUUUACUAGAUGAGUAUUAGAACCCCAUCAAUCAUUUUUUAUUUAAUUAGCAACUAAUCAAUUUUUAAGAACUCAUUCCUCACUCUUAGAACAUGAUUAGUGAUAAUAUCUGACCAAAUCUCUGAGAAUGAAAAUAACAAAGAGAAAUGAUAA
Molecule: messenger RNA, 4698 nt
Organism: Brassica rapa (field mustard)
Lineage: Eukaryota; Viridiplantae; Streptophyta; Magnoliopsida; Brassicales; Brassicaceae
Product: serpin-Z10
Molecular function (GO): nucleic acid binding; serine-type endopeptidase inhibitor activity; RNA-DNA hybrid ribonuclease activity
Source: RefSeq, a predicted model, not a curated record